Molecule: messenger RNA, 903 nt
Organism: Closterium sp. Naga37s-1
Lineage: Eukaryota; Viridiplantae; Streptophyta; Zygnematophyceae; Desmidiales; Closteriaceae
Source: the annotation of a GenBank genome assembly
AUGCUGGCAGCACCGCGACUCUCGCAACCCUCGCCCGUCGCCUCGCUGCUCGUGCGCGUCGCGCCCAUGGCCACGCGCGCUAUCAGCCAUGGGCUCCGUGUCGCUACUUCCAUCCCGCAAGUCCGCCAUGCCCGCACACCACCGACCCCGUCCUUUUCGCGUUCCCCAGGCCCUCCGCUGCGCCGCUCCGCUCCUGCGCGGAGUUUUUCCGCCCGUCCGCAGUCGUCGCCCGCGGAGCCGGUGGGUCGAGGCGGAGCGGAGGGGCGCGCGCGCGCGGGGGGCUGCGCGGGGCUGCCGGUGGUGCACCACGCGCUGUUCAGCGCGCCGCAACUGGCGCCGGGGCACCGAUUCCCGAUGGGCGUGUUCGAGGCGAUUCACGCCAUGCUGCUGCGCGAAGGGCGCCUUCGCCGUCCCGCCUGCACACUUACUCCCCCCUCUCUUCUCCUCCCCCAUCCAUGUUGCUUCCCAUUCCUCCACCCGCUAUCAUCUCUCUCACUCGCCCUCCACCACCCUCUCGCCCUCCAGGUGGUCACGCCACACCCCAUGCCGCCCGUUUCCGACCUGCUUCGAGUAGGUGCACUGUCCGCAGUACCUGGCGCAGGUCUGCUGCCAUGCGCCGCAUUGGCUUCCCCUGGUCGCCCACCCUCGUUAGACGAACUCUCGCCGAGGUGGACUGGGGCAGGGGGCAGUGGAGUUAGAGGGUGGGCGGCACAGGAGGUGCCGAGAGCGGUGAAGCGAGUGCAGCAAGUGGCAACAAUCGACCUGAACGUGCACCAGGUGAUGCUCCCCCGGAUCCCCCUCCUGCUCGCUCCGUUUCACUCACCCCUCCUGCUCGCUCCGUUUCAUUCACCCCUCCUGCUCGCCCUCUUUCACUCACCCAUCCUGCACGCUUCCCCUCUCUAG